AUGGGGGCUGUCUCUGUUCCUUCAUUCUCUUCAAUUAUCCCAAAGAGAUGCAAUAUGCUUGCUUUAUCCAUUAAGAGUGAUCAAAAGAAGUUCCUCUUGUGCUGCCAUGGUGGUGCUGCUGCUGCUGCUUCUGGUCCUGCUGGUCCUCUGGGGAAGGCAAUCAAAUCAAGCAGUCUGUCUUCUGCUUUGACUGAAAGAUCAACAACCUCUUCUGCUUCUUCUUCCAUGGAUUCUGCUAGUUUGGUUUUAUCACCAAAUGGGAAGGUUCCUAAAAUGGUGGAGAUGCAAGACGGCAUUGGAAUUGUUCAAUUCCUUCGUGGCAAGAGCUUUCUCAUUACAGGCGCAACUGGGUUCUUGGCUAAAGUUCUUGUUGAGAAGAUACUAAGGACUGAACCAGAGGUGGAUAAGAUUUUUCUCCUGAUCAAAGCAAAGAACAAGGAAGCUGCCAUGGAGAGACUGAAAAAUGAAAUCAUAAAUGCAGAGAUCUUUAAGUGUCUUCAACAAACUUAUGGUAAAUCCUAUCAAGCUUUCAUGUUGAGCAAGCUUGUUCCUGUCAUGGGUAAUGUUUGCGACAAUAAUAUUGGGAUGGAGGAUAACGCGGCCAACAUGAUCGCUCAAGAGGUCGAUAUAAUCGUCAAUUCUGCUGCCAACACCACCUUUGAUGAAAGGUAUGAUGUUUCUCUUGACAUAAACACAAAGGGUCCGACUCGAAUCUUGAACUUUGCAAAAAAAUGUCACAAGUUAAAACUCUUCAUUCAAGUAUCAACCGCUUACGUUAAUGGACAAAGACUGGGACGAAUAAUGGAAAAGCCAUUCGCCAUUGGAGAUAGCAUAGCUGGAGAGAGCUCCCUCUUUCAAUCUUCAAACAUAGCUCCCCCUACUCUUAAAGUAGAAGAUGAACUCAAAUGGGCAAUGCAAUCUAAAGAUGCACUUGGUAACAGCUUAGCAGCAUCUCAGAAAAUGAGAGAAUUGGGACUAGAAAGGGCAAAGAAAUAUGGAUGGCAAGAUACAUAUGUUUUCACAAAGGCGAUGGGAGAAAUGCUCAUUGAUAGUAUGAGAGGAGAAGUACCAGUUGUGAUAGUCCGGCCAAGUGUUAUAGAGAGCACUUACAGGGAGCCAUUCCCCGGUUGGAUGGAAGGAAACAGGAUGAUGGAUCCAAUUGUUCUCUACUAUGGAAGAGGCCUUCUGACUGGCUUUCUUGUAGAUCCAAAAGGGGUCAUUGAUGUUGUACCAGCAGAUAUGGUUGUGAAUGCAACAUUAGCAGCCAUGGCUAAACAUGGGUCAAGUUCAAAAUCAGAGAUAAAUCUCUAUCAGGUGGCUUCCUCUGUGGUGAAUCCAUUGGUUUUCAAAGACCUGGCAAGCCUGUUAUAUGAUCAUUUCAGUUUAUCACCGUUUUUGGACGCGAAAGGGAGGCCAAUUGAAGUGACAGACAUGAAGCUAUUCACUUCCAUGGAAGAUUUCUCUUCCCAUUUAUGGAAAGAUGCUAAUAGGAGAAUUGAGUCGGCUUCUGCAACUUCGAAUGGAAACUGUAAAUUGGCAAAGAAGCUUGAAAACAUAUAUAAGAAGACAGUGGAGAAAGCCAAGCAUCUAGCUGACAUAUAUCAGCCUUACACCUUUUACAGUGGAAGGUUUGAUAACUCAAACACAGAGAGGCUGAUGAAGUUGAUGUCUGAAGAAGAAAUGAGAGAAUUUGGAUUUGAUGUUGGAAGCAUAGAUUGGAGGGAUUACAUAUCAAAUGUUCAUAUCCCUGGUCUCAGGAAGCAUGUUAUGAAGGAAAGAAGGGUGUAAUAGUAAUUUACUAAAAUGUUUUCUCUCUUAAUUCCUAAUUCUUAUUAUUAUUAAAUGUUAUAAUAUCCUAUCAAAUA
Messenger RNA from Impatiens glandulifera, 1865 nucleotides. RefSeq names its product fatty acyl-CoA reductase 2, chloroplastic. Gene Ontology annotation, molecular function: alcohol-forming very long-chain fatty acyl-CoA reductase (NADP+) activity. NCBI's taxonomy places the organism in Eukaryota, Viridiplantae, Streptophyta, Magnoliopsida, Ericales, Balsaminaceae. Gene Ontology annotation, biological process: long-chain fatty-acyl-CoA metabolic process; suberin biosynthetic process. Gene Ontology annotation, cellular component: intracellular membrane-bounded organelle. The transcript has 9 exons. The record is from RefSeq and is a predicted model, not a curated record. Bases 1 to 1788 code for a protein of 595 amino acids.